AUGCCUCCACCGAGGGAUGACUGCAUCGCGUCAACGACGCGCCGGAGCUGGAGAGGGCGGUCUGGCCACCCGCCGCCGGCAACCAGAAGAAUACCGGAGGCUCACCUGACCUCCAAGCAUCCGGCCGUGCAGCGCACGCGCGUCGACGCCGCCCGCCGCCGCGCCCGCCGGACAUCCCCGCUCAGCCUCAACGCCCGCCGCCGCCCGCCACGAGGAGAACCUCCGGUUCCCCACCGGCAACCUCCGCCUGCAGCCUUUGGGGCAGGGCAGCAACCGCCGCCACCACCCCAGGCCCUCCGCCGCGAAGCCCUCCACGCAGCCGCCCGGCACGACAACGCCGCCGCCCGUGCUCGCCACCACGCCGUCGCGCCCCUCGCCAGCCCGACGCCGCCGGCUCGACCGCGCCAGCCCGCGCCGUCCCUGCCGAGCGGGGGAGAGGAAGCCCCGCCGCCGCCGACGCCGACCGGGCUUCGCCGUCGGCCAGCGCCCGCGGCGGCGAGGAGAGGGGUGGAGGCGGAGGGUGCGGGCGCCCCGGCGGCUAGGGUUUCCCCCCGGUCGCUCGCGGGAGCGACGCGGGAGGGGAUAAGGUUCCGCUUCGAGUGUCGUCCAAAAUGA
Molecule: messenger RNA, 615 nt
Organism: Lolium perenne
Lineage: Eukaryota; Viridiplantae; Streptophyta; Magnoliopsida; Poales; Poaceae
Source: RefSeq, a predicted model, not a curated record